This is a messenger RNA of Colletotrichum paranaense, 7488 nucleotides long. RefSeq names its product beta-ketoacyl synthase domain-containing protein. Gene Ontology annotation, biological process: fatty acid biosynthetic process; secondary metabolite biosynthetic process. The record is from RefSeq and is a predicted model, not a curated record. Gene Ontology annotation, molecular function: fatty acid synthase activity; oxidoreductase activity. The coding region runs from base 1 to 7488 and encodes 2495 amino acids. The transcript is spliced from 11 exons. Lineage: Eukaryota; Fungi; Ascomycota; Sordariomycetes; Glomerellales; Glomerellaceae.
AUGACCAAUAGCACCAAACCCCCAAUGAAUGGUUUUUGCAAUGAGACCCAUCAAGAACCCUGUCUGUAUGAGCCCAUCGCAAUCAUAGGCAUGGGCAUGAGACUCCCAGGACGCGUCCAUAACGCUACCGACUACUGGGACCUCCUUGUCAACGGCAGAAGCGGACGUUGCCGAGUUCCAAAGAGUCGUUACAACAUCGACACCUGGUAUGGCAGUGGAAAAGCUGCCCACGUUCCCAGCGAGUUUGGCUAUUUUCUCGAUGACAUCAACCUGGCCCAUGUAGACCCUAGCUUCUGGUCUUUCACAAAGCAGGAGGCCGAACUCAUGGACCCCCGGCAACGUCUAUUCCUCGAAGUUGCUUAUGAAGCCCUUGAGAAUUCAGGUUCCACGAGAUGGAGAGGUUACGAUGUUGGGGUCUACGUUGGAACCAUGGGAGAAGACUGGAGUCAGCUUGAGUCUCGCGACAGUCAAAGCCUCCAACAGGUUCGCCCUGAUGUGUAUGGAGACUAUAUCAUUGCCAACCGGGCGUCGUAUGAGUUUGAUUUUACAGGACCGAGCGUCGUUGUUCGAACUGCAUGUUCCGCAUCUCUUGUUGCACUGCAUCAGGCAUGCCAAGACCUCCACAGCGGAGACUGUUCAUCUGCCAUCGUUGGGGGUGUCAACCUCAUCCUCAGCCCUAAGGACACCGUUAUCAUGCAGCAAAACGGAGUGCUGUCUCCGUCAGCAGCAUGCAAAAGCUUCGACGCCGAAGCCGAUGGAUUCGCACGCGGUGAAGGCGUCUCUGCCAUUUACAUCAAGAAGGUGUCCGAUGCAGUACGCGAUGGCGAUCCUAUCAGAGCAGUUAUUCGGUCAACCUGCACUGCGGGAAAUGGCAGAACCCCAGGACUGACGACGCCGAACCCUGAAAUACACGAAAGGCUCAUGAGAAGGGGACACAAGAUGGCUGGGAUCACCGACUUGUCCAAGACCGCGAUGGUAGAGUGUCACGGAACUGGUACUUUUGUUGGGGAUCCCCUGGAAGUCAGUGCAGUGGCCAACAUCUGGGGUGAUCACGGCAUCUAUAUCGGCUCAGUCAAGCCAAACAUCGGUCACGGCGAAGGGGCUUCUGGGCUCUCCAGUGUGAUCAAGAUGGUUCUGGCAUUGGAGAACUCCACCAUACCACCAAACAUCAACUUCAAAACUCCUAAUCCUCGAAUUCCAUGGAAGAGUGCCAAACUCAGAGUUCCCACAGAGCCUGUACCCUGGCCAGCUGAUAAAGAUCAGCGGGUCUCAAUCAACAGCUUUGGUAUCGGUGGUUCGAACGCUCACGUGUUGCUGGAAUCUGCCUCUUGCUUUGGCCUAUCAACUUCCACCCUAACAAACGGCCUGAGCUCAGGGACUAACGUUCCAAAACACCAACUCUUGCCACUUUCCGCCACACAUCCUGAGUCAAUCAGUGUUAUGGGCCGCAAGGUUCAGAAUUAUUUGAGUCACAAACCUGCAAGCUUGGGCGACGUCGCACACUCAUUAGCAUCUCAUCGAGAGACACACCCAUAUCGAGCUUUCUGUGUGACCGACGGCAGCAGUUCCUUUCAGAUUUCAUCAGUUGUCAAAGCAACAACGGCCCCGCCAGAUGUAGUCUGGGUCUUCACGGGUCAAGGGGCCCAAUGGGCUCAAAUGGGCAAAGAACUUCUAGAGCAAGAGGGGUUGUUCAAAGACGGGAUCGAUGCCAUGGAUGGAGUUCUUGCAGGUCUUCCAGAUCCUCCACCAUGGACACUACGAGGUUGGUAUAUCUACGAAACUUGCUGGAAUCCCACUGAUAAUCUGAACCUCUCAGAAUUACUAUCUGCCCCGAAAGGAGAGAGUCGCCUCCAUGAAGCAGAGUUUUCGCAGCCAUGCUUGGUUGCGAUUCAAGUCGCGCUCGUCGAUUUGCUUCGCUCAUGGGCCAUUGCGCCAGCUGCAGUAGUGGGACAUUCUUCGGGCGAGACCGCUGCUGCCUAUGCGGCUGGUGCAAUUACAGCUGAAGAGGCUAUCUUGAUCGCCUAUCACCGUGGUCAGAUCACUCGUCUCAUAAAAGCUGCACGCAAUGGCAGCAUGGCAGCAGUUGGUCUUGGCAGAAAACAAGUUGGGCGGUUUCUUCGCCCAGGUGUCAUCAUCGGCUGUGACAAUUCUCCGUCAAAUGUCACUCUGUCGGGCGAGAGCGAUGUUCUUGAGGAGAUUCUUCUGGAGCUCAGCUCUAAGCACCCAGAUGUUCUCGCCCGGAAGCUCCGCGUUGAGUGCGGAUACCACUCUCGUGAGUUCAUGUUACACCGCUCCUGGUUUCGUAUCGUGAUCGCCCGACUAAUGUCUACCACAGAUCAUAUGAAGACUGCCGCCGCAGAUUUCACAUCCCGUCUGGAGGGACUGCUUCAGAACAAGGAGCCACGAAUCCCGUUCUAUUCGUCUGUGACAGGAGAGAAGAACACAGACAUGUCUCACACAUAUUGGGUCCAUAACGUCAUCUCGCCUGUUCUGUUCAAUACAGCGGUACAAGGAGUCCUAGACGAUUUCAAAUCCCCAGUUUUCGUCGAGAUUGGCCCUCACUCCGCCCUUGCCGGGCCUAUCCGUCAAAUCCUGAACUUCAAAAACAUGCCUGCCCAAUACAUACCGACGCUGGUGCGCAAUCAGGAUGCCAUUUCAGCCGUUCUGAAGACUGGAGGGGAGCUCUGGGUGGCCUGCAUCAAUAUUAACAUGGCUGCCGUCAAUCCACCGGGACAGUUUCUAACAGAUCUUCCGACAUAUCCAUGGCGCUACGAUGAGGAGUAUUGGAAAGAAAGCAGAAUUUCUCGCAGUUGGCGCUUCAGGACAUUCGAUCAUCACGAACUUCUCGGCUCUCGCGUCGAAGAGAUUUCGGACGCCUGCCCCGCUUGGAGGUGUAUUCUACGGCUUGAGGAUGUUCCAUGGCUGCAAGAACACGUCAUCCGGGACAACAUCACACUUCCUGCCUCUGGUUUCAUUUCUAUGAUAGGAGAGGCUCUGAGGCAGCUUCACGGGUUCGUGGACUUUACACUGGAAGCUGUGUCCAUGGAAGCAGCUUUGGUUCUCGAUGAAAAGCCAGUCGAGGUUGUGACGAUACUCAAUCCGUCAAAGUCAAAGACUUCGAGCAAGAAGAGCGUUUACGAUUUCUCAAUAUCCUCACUUGCAGAUGGGAGUGAAGUAUGGGUCAGCCAUGUCUUUGGCCAGUGCAAACCCGGCUCAGAUCGGAGGCAUGCUGUCCCUGACAUGCCUAUCCUACCACGUAAAGCUUCAGCAAAUUCAUUCUACAACACUUGGAAAAGACAUGGUCUGAACUACGGUUCCAACUUUAGGGGCUUGUCCAACGUCAUUUCACAUGUUAGGGAAGCCAAGGCUUUUGCAACACUGGAUGGCAAGCUCGCAGGCUACACCAAUUCGCCCUAUUCGAUUCAUCCAGUUACUCUCGACACAAGCAUGCACGUGGCAAUGAUAUCCGAGGCCCAUGGCCUGGAGCGAAACUUCCAAGGUCUAGUUGUUCCCACUUACAUCCAAGAGGUGUAUGUUGCUCGACCAACCGGACAGAUCAAUGUUGUCGCUAGUGCCGAUAAUGAGGCUGAAGUAAUUGCCAAGAGCAAUAUUGUUGGAAUUUCCGAUGGACAAGUCGUGAUCAAGAUCUCUGGCUUAGAGGUCACUCAACUCUGUGGAGUUACCAGUGACCAAGAAGCAGAUGAUCCUCACGCUGGUGUCGUUUUGAAGUGGAUGCCAGACAUUAACUUCACGAAGCUGACUCAACUAUUCCGCCGUCGGGAAAUGGAUGCCAGUUUCAACAUUUUGAAUGAACUGGUUUUGGCCUGCAUCGUUGAUCUGAGAACUCAGCUUCAGUUUCUUCCUGCUACGCAACCUCACUUUGUGAACUACAAGAGUUGGCUUGAUGCGUCAUAUCGCAAGGCUAUGACUGGGCGGUACGCAGAUGUCCUCAACGCUUUCGACAUCGCAACGAUGAAUCACAAGGCGAGGCUCGAGUCUAUCGGUAAAAUGGCAGAGUCUUGCAAGCGGACUCCUGCGUUGAACGCCUCUGUGUCGAUCUUCCACGUGCAUACCUUUGGCGCAGACUGCUUCUCCGGAUUGCCCCAUGCGAUGAAGCCACUCGCACAGCCCAGCCAUUUCGAUGGAGUUGCCAACCUCAUAGCUGACGUAGACUUCACCGACUUUGUUCGACUUCUAGGGCACAAGAACCCAGGGUUGAGAGUUUUACACAUAGGCGCGAGAGAGAGCGAUGACUUGCUAUCGAAGUUAUUGUGUUCCUAUGACAUCAACUUUCCAUAUGGUAGCUACGUUUAUACCGGGGCUUUCUCAAAACCGCCGAAUUCUUUGAGAAACCGUUUCGAGUCAGCACCGGCUGUUACCUACAAGCAGUUCGUGAUGGACGUAGAUCUAUCAUUGCAGGGCUUCUCGGAAGAAUCAUUCGAUCUCAUCAUCUCCGAACCUACGCUAUCCUCUUUCUCGAACGUCUCCAUAAUCAACAUGCGAAGACUGCUUAGUCCGCGAGGUCAUCUGAUUCUUCAACAUGCGAACCCCGAAUCCAACCUUCUUCGAUUCGCAUACGGGCUAUCUACUAACUUCGAUUUCGGCUACGGCUCCCUGGGCAGUCCUGACAUAUUGCUGAAUCAACUAAGUCACGCUGGCUUCGACAAUGCCUCAACCUUUACCUUCGCAGGAGAGCAUGGUAGGGUCACUGUCGCCACACCAUUUGCUGACUUCCCAAAAAUGAGCAAGGCCAGCAUCAUCUGUCAAGACCCAAGUCAUCAUCUGGUUGUUGCAGCAACAAGCAACUUAGAAUCCCGCGGUAUUUGCCCACAGUUCUUUUCCCUUGGGCAGGAGCUGCCCCAUGGUCAGGCCGUCGUGUGUUUGUUAGAUCUGGAAGGCCCCUUCCUUCAUGACAUGGAUAGCAUCCAGUGGGAAAACCUUAAGAAGUCUUUGUCUUCUGCGCAGGAUGAGAGAUUCCUUUGGAUCACUGCAGCCUCUCAAAUUCAAUGCAAAGACCCAAGGUACUCUUUGACACUGGGUGUGACCCGCAGCAUCCGGAGAGAAUUGUCGAUUGACCUGGUCACCCUUGAACUGGAAUCUUACGACGGUAGCGGAUGGAAUGCCAUGACCACUGUCUUCGAGUCUCUUGGCGACCGAAGCAGCAUUGACGGCACUAAGGCGGAUUCUGAAUAUGUCAGCUCCGGGGGGUUGAUUCAAAUAUGUCGGUUCCAUUCUGUCAAGGUUUCCGACGACCUACGCCAGCGAUGCGAGGGUGCACCCAAGGUCUUGAGAAUGAAGAAGCCCGGAAUUUUGCAAUCUUCAACAUGGGAAGAGUCAGAAGCCACGACGCUGAGCGACGAUCGUGUGGAAGUCUCAGUGAAAGCUGUUAGUCUGAACGCAGAGCAUUUUAAGGACUCAAAAUUCUCAUCGGGUCACUUAAAAGACAGCAGUAGCGCUUGCGCCAAAAUUGGCCUUGAAGGUAGUGGUGUUGUGACAGCUGUCGGGCCAAAGGCCUGUCGAUUCCGAGUGGGUGAUCGUGUUGCGUUUAACCUCUGUAGCUCCUUGGCCACCACAAUCAUCGUCCCGGAGUCUCUUUGUGCAGAUAUUCCACACGAAAUGACAUUUGAAGAGGCUGCUUCGUAUCCUUACUCUUAUAGCACGGUGCUUUAUGGACUUAUGGAGCUUGGCAGGUUGAGGAAGAACCAGACUCUUCUGAUUCAUUCAACGCCAGGUGCUCUUGGUUUAGCUGCUAUCCAAGUCGCAAAAAUGGUCGGUGCAGAGAUGUUCUGCACGACGGAGAAUGCGACACAAGCCCGAUAUCUGCAGAAGUUGUACGGUAUUCCGAGCAACCGUAUCUUAAGCUCCGAUAUCACCUCAUUGGUGCCUGAGAUCCUACACGAGACAAAUAGCCGGGGUGUGGACAUCGUCUUCAGCACGCGUCCUGAAUCUAUGCAGGAGAGCUGGGCAUGUCUCAAGCCGUUUGGAACGAUGGUACAAGUACGACAUGGUGGAGAUCAAAUGGCGGAUACUUUGAAGAGUUGCCGCAACCGAACUUUGGUGAACAUUGACCUCGAGGAAAUGAGAGUUCACCAGCCCGAGGAGAGUACUCGUCUUCUGGAGCAGGCAUUCUUGUUCCACAAGUUUGGACUCAAUAAGCCCUCGCAGCCCAUUACAGUCUUUCCAGCUUCUGACAUACUGUCAGCUUUCAAGUACUUGCAAAGUGAAGGGCGUAUCGGCCAAGUUAUUAUCAAGAUGCCCGAGAGCAACAUAGAGCUCCAAGCUCUUCCCUUACGACGAAGUUUAUCUCUCCGUUCGGAUAGAACCUAUGUCAUCGUCGGCGGUCUUGGAGGAUUGGGUCAAGCCACCGGAAGAUUCCUCAUCGAAAAGGGGGCUCGUCAUUUGAUAUUCUUUUCCAGAUCUGCCAAAGAUGUCGCCCACUCAGCAUAUUUCAAGGAGCUUGAAUUUCUAGGCUGCACGGUUCAAGCCGUUUCUGGUAGUGUCAACGAGAUGACGGAUGUGGUGAGGAUGGUUGACUCAGCAACUACUCCAAUUGCUGGGGUGUUACACGCUGCAAUGGUACUUCAGGAUGUUCACUUCGCCGACAUGACUUUUGAGCAAUGGCAGACUGCCGUCUCACCAAAAGUACAAGGAACUUGGAAUCUCCACUACGCUCUCCAAGCACAGAGAGAUCCUCUUGACUUCUUCUUUCUCUUCAGCUCCCUCUCGGGUUUGGGAGGACAGAUUGGACAGGCCAAUUAUGCUGCUGGGAACGCAUUCCUCGAUGCGUUUGUUCAGUACCGGCAUUCUCAGGGUCUAGCAUGUUCUGUACUUGAUAUUGGCAUCAUGGAAGACAUCGGUGUUCUUGCCAGGGAGACCAAUCGCCUCGAAGCUCUUCGCUUAACUUCUCAGCAUUGCCUUCAUGAACAAGACCUCCUUGAUGCCAUGGAGUUGAUGAUUGAGAGAUCUCAAGCGAAGAAGAGGACUCAUACGCAGCCCUUAUUGCAUUCGAUGGAAGGCUACUCAAAUUCGAGUCAGCUUGCCAUCGGAAUGCGGUCUUCGUCUUCCAUAAACAGAACUGGUUGGCAGCAAGAUCCACGGGCCGGAUUCCUAGCAAAGACUGUGUCUGUAGACGGUCCUAUCGAUCAGCACACAUCAGAAAGUAUUCUGAAAGAUUAUCUUCAGAGAUGUGUGUUAGAUCCCUCGCAGCUGGAAUCAGACGAGGCGAAACACUUCCUGGCUGGGGAGAUUGGUGCAGCAUUGCGGGGCUUCAUGAUGCGACAAGAUGAGGACUUCGACCUGACAAUGCCGCUGCAAACGGAUUCCUUGGUCACAGUUGAGCUUCGAAACUGGCUGAGACAAAAAGUUGGUGUAGUCCUCAAUGUUCUCGAGAUGAAGAGUGCAGCGAGUGUGAUUGCGCUGGGUGGCUUGGUGGCGAUGAGACUUUCGGCCGUGUACAGAAAUCGUGUGCAAGAUGUGGGCAUCAGUUGA